Durio zibethinus is the source of this 1350-nucleotide messenger RNA. Lineage: Eukaryota; Viridiplantae; Streptophyta; Magnoliopsida; Malvales; Malvaceae. The record is from RefSeq and is a predicted model, not a curated record.
CACUUUUGUUUCCAUAACUACUCCACAAGUCAUUAUUAAUUCCGGACGUGAUCUGUUCGAAAAUUGCAAUCGAAAUCAGCAUGGGAUUGCUUUACAUAUACGUAUUGAUUCCCAUCUCUGGUAUCCUUAAUUGAACACAGAACAGCACCCAUUCUCGAUAAUAUAUAUAUAUAUAUAUAUAUAUAUAUAUAUCAACUAAAAAUUUAAAUUACAGAGCAAGUUUCGACUACUGCCUGGGUUUUGCGAAUCUAACGAGUAGAGAAUGAGAGGUCCACGUAAACUUGAGGUGUGGAAAAUGGGUGUUGUCAACUACUUGGAUGCACUUAAGCUGCAAGAGAAGCUGGUCUCUGAUAGAAAAAUUUGUAAGAUUCCAGAUACUGUCCUGUCCCUGCAGCAUCCACCAACAUAUACAGUUGGAAAACGGCAAACUGAUCACAAUUUGUUAAUACCUAUGUCUGAAUUGAAAAAUAUAGGAGCUGAGCUUCAUUAUACACAAAGGGGAGGAGACAUUACGUUUCAUGGUCCCCGUCAAGCCAUCUUAUAUCCUGUUAUUGCUCUCCGUGAAAUUGGGUUUGGUGCUAGGAAUUAUGUGGAGAAACUUGAGUCAACUAUGAUUGAACUUGCAUCUUUGUAUGGUGUGAAAGCUUGUUCUGGCCAAAAGGGUGAGACGGGGGUUUGGGUUGAAGAUAGAAAGAUUGGUGCAAUUGGUGUCCGGAUAUCAUAUGGAAUAACCUCGCAUGGGCUGGCAUUCAACAUUGAUCCGGAUUUGAAAUACUUUAAACAUAUUGUGCCUUGUGGGAUUGCAAAUAAAGAAGUUACGUCUUUGAGAAGGGAGACUGUUACUGAGCUUCCUGCUGAAGAAAUCAUUCAUGAGCAAUUAAUUUCUUGUUUUGCAAGACUUUUUGGUUAUAGUACUAUCACAUGGAAGGAGAAUCCUUUGAUAUUGUCUGAUAAUGAAGAAAUAGAGUGAAUCCAAUUUAGAGAUCCUCAUUGAUGUUGGACUCUGGACAGCUAGAAGAUAUUGGCAAAGUUGAAUGAUGUCUAAACUGUCAUCCAAUCCAGGUAUAAAGUGGGUGACAUGCUUUAGGAUACCUCAAACUUUUUAUUUUCAUAAAUGGAUGGAUAGGUCUGCUUAAAGGGUGAAUUUACUUUUCCUGAGCUUUGGAGCAUUACCCAUGUUUUAUCUUUUGGCCAACGGAAGGAUAACCGAAAAUCCAAAUCCAGCCAUAGUAUUCGGGUUUGGAUCACUUUGAAUGUUUUUGGUGUUAUCAGUUCCAUUUCAGUUCAGGUUGUUAUGGAAUAUAUUUUGUUUAUUUUUCUAUUUUGACUUAGAGAAAUUUAAAAAUCCAA